CAAUACCCGUCCAGACAGGUUACAAUGGGGUCAAUAGAACGAAUCAUGCCGGUAUCAUUGCCGCGGCGAACUCACACACUCUCGCGCAUCACCAACGAGACCAAGAUCCAGGUUUCGCUGUCGCUAGACGGAGGCCCACUGCUCGCGUACGAAACCUCCCAGCAUUUCCCGUCGGCGAUAUCACCAGCUCAGAAACAGUCACAUCCGGACGUCCUAGUUCCCCUGCCCGCAUCGCAUCAUGCCACACAGAUAACGCCCACACAGCAGAUAGCCAUAUCCACCGGUAUUGGAUUUCUAGACCACAUGCUGCACGCGCUGGCAAAACAUGGAGGUUGGUCUCUAGCCAUCCGAGCAAGCGGUGAUUUGAUCAUCGACGACCAUCACACGGCAGAGGACGUCUUUUUGGCGGUCGGCUCUGCAUUCAAUGCUGCACUGGGGAAACGGACAUCGCUUGUCCGCUUUGGUCGCGGUGACGCGCCCCUCGACGAAGCGUUGUCGUGGGCCGUUAUCGACCUCUCCAACCGGCCGUACAGUGUGAUUGACUUUGGAUUCACCCGAGAGAAAAUUGGCGAUCUAAGCACUGAGAUGCUCACCCACGGUCUGGAGAGUUUUGCGCAAGCCGCCAGUGUAACCUUGCAUGUGAAAUGUGUCUAUGGAAGCAAUAACCACCACAGAGCAGAAAGCGCUUUCAAGGCGCUUGCAGUGGCUUGCAGGCAAGCUUGCGAGAGGAGAGUUGAGGGCGCGGUGGGCAGUGGGGAUGUAACGAGUACAAAAGGCGUGCUUGGCUCGAGUGUGACUGGGUAGAAUCGAUGAUGGAUAGAGCGAGUUUCAUUUCUGGUGUUUGUUUGCUCUUUCUGGCACAAUUGCGCGUUGCGAAAAAUCCCUGUAACAACCCAAUUCGCUUGCUGCUUUUUAGCACCAUUUCAUACAGGCGACAAGGUCGGCCAGACACAGAAUUUUGCGACUGUCUCCGCCGAGGUGCUUGACUCCGUUUCCCCGUACUGUGAGACCGAUGAUAGAAC
Cladophialophora immunda is the source of this 1022-nucleotide messenger RNA. RefSeq lists its product as uncharacterized. Gene Ontology annotation, biological process: L-histidine biosynthetic process. Bases 25 to 804 code for a protein of 259 amino acids. The record is from RefSeq and is a predicted model, not a curated record. Lineage: Eukaryota; Fungi; Ascomycota; Eurotiomycetes; Chaetothyriales; Herpotrichiellaceae. Gene Ontology annotation, molecular function: imidazoleglycerol-phosphate dehydratase activity. The transcript has a single exon.